UAGACACCUUAUCUUCCUCCAUUUGUAGCGUAUAAAUAGCUAACAAAGCUUAAUGAAAACCAAUUUGUUAAGAUUGGAUCCAACUUUAGUUCAGAACUAAUAAUCUUACACACAGUUCCACACUUUGCUUUCUUUACUUUCAUGGCUUCUGAUCUCUCUGUGAUCCUCCCUCGUGUCCUCAUCGUCUCUAGACGUAGCGUUCGAAAGAACAAAUUCGUAGAUUUUGUGGGUGAAUAUCAUCUUGAUCUUAUAGUAGGCUACGGUGCCGUACCAGUUAUUGUGCCUCGUGUUAGUGGGGUGCAUAUGUUGCUGGACAGUUUCGAGCCGAUCCAUGGUGUUCUUCUUUGUGAAGGAGAAGAUAUUGAUCCAUCUCUGUAUGAAUCUGAAACCACUAAUCUUUCACCAGAAGAGUUGGAAGAAAUCAGGAGGCUGCACGCAAGCGAUACAGCUAUUGACAAAGAGAAAGAUUCAAUCGAAUUAAGGCUUGCUAAACUUUGUCUGGAAAGGAACAUACCUUACUUGGGAAUUUGCCGGGGUUCACAGGUUCUAAAUGUUGCCUGCGGGGGUACCCUUUAUCUAGACAUAGAAAAGGAGGUAUCAAACAAGUGUGUGGAGCCCAAAAGAGUGAAGCACAUUGAUUAUGAUAAUUAUGAUGGGCAUAGACAUAUGGUUAAGGUAGUUGAGAGCAGCCCUUUGCACCAUUGGUUCAAGGAUUCUUUGGAAGAAGGUAAAAUGGAGAUUUCUGUUAAUAGUUAUCACCACCAAGGCGUUAAGAGUUUGGCCCAAAGAUUUGUGCCUAUGGCGUUUGCACCUGAAGGACUGAUUGAGGGAUUUUAUGAUCCAGAUGCCUAUAACCCUGAAGAGGGUAAGUUUAUAAUGGGACUCCAAUUCCAUCCAGAGCGAAUGAGGCAGGCAGAUACCGAUCAUUUUGAUUAUCCAGGGUGUCCAAAGGCUUAUCAGGAAUUUGUGAAGGCAGUGAUUGCCUAUCAGAAGAAGCUUAAUAGCACCAUAUCUGUGCCAAAGCCUCUAAAGCUAAAUCAAGAAAUGGAGAAGAAAAGAAAAGUUAUACUCAGAAGCUUCUCACUUGCAAGAAAUAUGUACACCACUGGCCAAGAGCUGCACCCAUCAAAAGAAUCAGAACUGAAAGCUGGAGCAGAAUUUCUAGAGUCCAACACAGCUCUGAGCUUCCAACAAGAGAAUAGGUUAAAGCAGAUAGGAGCAACAGUGAGAAACGGUGGAUCCUACAUUGAGAGAUUGAAGUUGAAUGAGGAAAGUGAAAGACUAGCAAAAAAAGUGAUGGGGAAAAAGUCAGUAGAGCAGUUGUCUGAUCUCUUGUCUUUCUACCACAUGAUGGGCCAGAUUUGCUCUGAAGUCCUGGAAAGAAAGCUUAAUGGCAUUUUCAGUGAGAUUGCUUCCUGAUAUAUCGACUUUUUCUAUUAAUUCAUCACAGUUCACAGGAAUCCCCUUGCUUUCCUAUCCUGUGUUUUCUUUCCCGUUUCUUUUUCACAUGAUAUGAGUGAUGAUGCAAAAGAGCAAUCGUAUUUAUUCAUAAAUAAUUAUAAGAAGCUUGCUCAUUUGCCUAA
Hevea brasiliensis (rubber tree) is the source of this 1583-nucleotide messenger RNA. Its product is annotated as putative glutamine amidotransferase GAT1_2.1. Gene Ontology annotation, cellular component: cytosol. The record is from RefSeq and is a predicted model, not a curated record. Lineage: Eukaryota; Viridiplantae; Streptophyta; Magnoliopsida; Malpighiales; Euphorbiaceae. Bases 142 to 1419 code for a protein of 425 amino acids. The transcript is spliced from 4 exons. Gene Ontology annotation, molecular function: hydrolase activity, acting on carbon-nitrogen (but not peptide) bonds, in linear amides.